CAGCUUCACUAAACCCUAGUCUCUCGCGCCUGCCCUUCGAUCCACUCACUCUUCACCUCUCUUUUGCACACAGGGAGAGAUUGGCAACAACCAAGCAGCAUGUCGGCCACCUACGACUACGACGACACGACUGGCGGCGCAGGCCGCUCGAAUUACGAUGAGCAGAGCGGCUUUCAGCGGCAAGAGCUAGGUUACGACCCGAACUAUGUUCCAGAUUCAGUGAAAUCGUUCGUAGUACAUCUUUACCGUCACAUAAGAGAAAAGAACGUUUACGAGAUCCAUCAGAUGUACGAAACCUCUUUUCAGACCUUAUCGGAACGCCUUUUCAAAGAAACACCUUGGCCGUCUGUUGAUGCCGUUGCUCAUUACGUCGAUAAUGAUCACGUUUUCUGCCUCCUUUAUCGCGAGAUGUGGUUUCGCCAUCUCUAUGCUCGUUUAUCUCCUACUCUUAAGCAGAGGAUUGAUAGUUGGGAUAAUUAUUGCAGCCUUUUUCAGGUGGUGCUGCAUGGUGUAGUGAAUAUGCAAUUGCCUAACCAGUGGCUGUGGGAUAUGGUGGAUGAGUUUGUUUAUCAGUUUCAGAGUUUUUGUCAGUAUAGAGCUAAGAUGAAGAAUAAGUCUGAGCAAGAGAUUGCGCUUUUGAGGCAAAAUGAUCAGGCUUGGAAUGUGUAUGGGGUGCUCAAUUUCUUGCAAGCAUUGGUUGAGAAGUCAAGUAUCAUCGAGAUAUUGGAGCGGGAGAAGGAAGGACUUGAACAAUUUACUGCUACUGAUGGGUAUGAUUACAGUGGUGGAAGUAAUGUCUUGAAGGUGCUGGGUUAUUUCAGUAUGGUUGGUUUGUUGAGAGUCCAUUGUCUUUUAGGUGACUACCAUACUGGCCUGAAGUGCUUGCUCCCAAUUGACAUUAGUCAACAAGGUGUUUAUACCAGUGUUAUAGGAAGCCACAUAACUACCAUUUAUCACUAUGGUUUUGCUAAUCUUAUGUUGCGAAGGUAUGUGGACGCUAUUCAUGAGUUCAAUAAAAUCCUGCUGUACAUAUACAAGACCAAGCAAUAUCAUCAGCAAUCUCCCCAAUAUGAGCAGAUUCUAAAGAAGAAUGAACAGAUGUAUGCCUUGCUGGCAAUUUGUCUUUCACUUUGUCCUCAAAUAAAGCUUGUUGAGGAGACUGUGAAUUCUCAAUUGAGGGAGAAGUAUGGUGAAAAGAUGAUUCGCAUGCAAAGAUAUGAUGAUGAAGCAUUUGCCAUGUAUGAUGAGCUCUUCUCAUAUGCAUGCCCUAAGUUUAUUACACCUUCAGCCCCAAGUUUCGAAGAGCCCCUGGUAAACUACAACCAGGACGCAUACAGGCUGCAGUUGAAGCUUUUUCUUUAUGAAGUAAAACAGCAGCAGUUGUUAUCAGGUGUCCGGACCUUCCUGAAAGUGUAUUCAACUAUAACCCUUGCGAAGCUUGCCAAUUACAUGGAGGUGGAUGAAACCACUCUAAGGACUAUCUUGAUGACAUACAAGCACAAGACUCAUGCUGUUGACUCUGAGGGAAAGAUUAUCUCUAAUGCUGAUGUGGAUUUCUACAUCGAUGAUGACAUGAUUCACGUGGUUGAAUCAAAACCAGUGAAGCGGUAUGGUGAUUACUUCUUGCGGCAAAUUGUCAAGCUUGAAGGGGUGAUAAAUGAUAUGGACCGGAUAAAGCUGGAAUGAGGCUCUCUAAUUUUCUAGAAUUUGACCCCAUUCCUUAGGCAGAGAUUUUGUUUAUUUAUUGACGUUUUCAUGCAAUAUUCUUUUUGGCCUAGUGCAACAUGGUUAGCUUUGAAAUGUAAUUUUCUGCUGCUCUGCUUAUGAAGGACAUCAAUGUAUUUGGAAUACUGUACACUUGAAGGAGACAAUGAUAUAAUUUUAAUUACGCAUUUUGGCUGAAA
This is a messenger RNA of Ricinus communis (castor bean), 1904 nucleotides long. RefSeq names its product eukaryotic translation initiation factor 3 subunit L. The coding region runs from base 100 to 1686 and encodes 528 amino acids. The transcript has 8 exons. Gene Ontology annotation, cellular component: cytoplasm; eukaryotic translation initiation factor 3 complex. Lineage: Eukaryota; Viridiplantae; Streptophyta; Magnoliopsida; Malpighiales; Euphorbiaceae. Gene Ontology annotation, biological process: translational initiation. Gene Ontology annotation, molecular function: translation initiation factor activity. The record is from RefSeq and is a predicted model, not a curated record.